This is a messenger RNA of Gossypium raimondii (Peruvian cotton), 1287 nucleotides long. RefSeq lists its product as uncharacterized. The coding region runs from base 1 to 1287 and encodes 428 amino acids. Lineage: Eukaryota; Viridiplantae; Streptophyta; Magnoliopsida; Malvales; Malvaceae. The record is from RefSeq and is a predicted model, not a curated record. The transcript has 4 exons.
AUGGUCAAAAAGUUAGCAGUUAAUGCUCUUGAUUUUCAACAGCAAACUCUUAAUUUCCAAAAAGAGACGAAGGAUUUCCAACAGAAAACCGAGGUGUCUAUCAGAGAGUUAACCACAUCGAUUGAGAAAUUGAUCUCUCAAGGGAAGCUGCCGUCACAAAUAGAACCAAACCCUAGACAAAAUGCAAAUAAUCUUGGCCAAGAAAUCGCCCAGAAAAAACCUGAAAAAGAAGAACAGGUCCGACCGAAGCCUCCAUUGCCUAAAAUUCAACCUCUAUUUCUAGAACGAUUCAACCAGUGUCGAAGAGGUAAAGAGGACAAGAAAAUUCUCGAAACAUUUAGGAAUGUCGAGAUCAACAUUCCGCUAUUGGACGCCAUCAAACAAAUACCGCGAUAUGCUAAAUUUCUUAAAGAGCUUUGCACCAACAAGAAAAAAUUAACAGGUAAUGAAAAGGUGAAUAUUGUUGAGAAUGUAUCCGCAGUGUUACAACGGAAAAUGCCAGCAAAAUGCAAGGAUAGGGGCAUGUUUGCAAUACCAUGCAAAAUAGGCCAUCUGGGAAUUAAGAAAGCUAUAUGUGAUCUAGGGGCUUCUAUAAAUGUAAUGCCGUCUAUUGUGCAUCCAGAAAGAGUCCUUGAGGAUGUUAUGGUAAAAGUUAACGAGCUUAUUUUCCCUGCAGAUUUUUAUGUGAUCAAAAUGGAGGAGGAUAGUACUCCUGGAUCUUCAGAUCUCCUACUGGGUCGACCGUUCCUUAGUACGGCUAAUACUAAAAUCGAAGUUCGAAGUGGAACUCUCAUGAUGGAGUUUGAUGGAGAGAUCGUAAACUUUAAUGUCUACAACGCCAUUAGCCAUCCAAGCAAAAUCUUGAGCGUAAAUCGCAUUGACAUAAUUGACUCUUUAGUGGAAGAGAAUUUUGAGUCAAUUUAUGGAUAUAAUUAUGAACUUAAUAAAUUUGAAUUUGUUAAUGAGUUAUUACCUCCAAACACUAAAUUGUUACCUUCUGUUAUACAGGCACUAGAGUUGGAGUUAGAACCCGCAGGAAAGGCAAGGAAAUUAGACAUCCAAGAGUUAGAAGAAAUUCGCAAUGAUGGCUACGAGAAUGCUCACAUUUAUAAAGACAAGAAAAAGUUGUUUCACGAUAAGAGAAUAACUCAGAAGCAUUUUUUGAUAAAACAAAGCGAAAAUGCGAAGAAAACCAUUGAGCAACGCUUAGAACACAUUGAGGCCCGUUUUGAAACCUUUGGCCAGCAACUGACCAAGCUCAUUGCCAUCAUAUGUGAUCGACAGUAA